ACAAUUGUCAAAAUAUCAUAUCUGGCCCAAUGGGCCUUAAAGUAAAAAAUAAUAUAAAACUCUCUACUUAUUCCAAAAAAAUCCAAUUUCUCGCGAACGUCAUCGUCGCACUCUCCUUCCGAUCAAGCUCGCCGGCGUUAAUAUUCUGUUGAUUCAGCUGUAAGCCAUGGGAGGCCACGGUGGUUUGAACAUCCUCCCGCAGAAGCGGUGGAACGUCUACAACUUCGACAACAGAGAGAAAGUCCGCAAAGACGAGGAAGCCGCCGCCAAGGAAGCUCAGAUUCAGCGCGAGGAAGCCAGGAAACGAGACGCCCAGUCUCGUCUCGAGGUUCUCCGCAACGUCCGCGGCUUAGCUCCUCUCAAACGACCUUCUCCCGAGGCGGAGAAAGGUAAAGACGCCGCUCCUGCUCCUGCUCCUGCUCCUGCUUCCACCUCCGCGAAGAUUGUUGAACCGGAGGAGCCUAAGACUGGUCACAUCAAUCUCUUCGAAGGGAUCAAGAUCUUCGAUCCCAUCGAGCUGCCGAAGAAGGAUGGUGAUAAGCCUGGGGAGGAGGAAGAUCACAGGAGGAAGAAGAUGAGGAAAGAAGCUGCUGCAACUGCGAGAGCCUCUGCGAAAGAUGCUGCUGCGAGGGCGGGGGAUCCAGAUGAGGAGAAGUAUAGAUUGGGGUAUGGUGUUGCUGGUAAAGGAGUGAAGCUUCCUUGGUACGUUGAGAACAAGCGUAAGUAUGAAGAUAGAGUUGGUUGUGGCGGUGAGGAGGAUGAUGAUGAUGGUGGACGUAGAAGUGAGUCUAAGAAGAAGAGUGGGAAGAAGAGCUUGAAGGAGCUGAGGGAAGAGCGGUUGAAGAGGGAGAGAGUUGAGAAGGAAAGAGAGAGAGCCCUUUUCAUGAAACAGAGCCAGAGAAGCGGUGGCUUUUCACGUAGGCGGUGAUUAAAUCACAAGGAUGACAAAGAAGACGUGUUGCAGAGAGAUUCGAAGACAGAUUCACAUUAUGUAAGCCUCUUUUUGACAUCUAUCCAUGUAUAGAGAGAGAGAUGUUUCAACAGAUAGAAAAGUGGAAAGGAUGUGUUGGUGAAAUCUUUUAUUAUUUGCUUCCUGCUCAAAGAGUUAAUUGCCCUCAAAACUUCAGUGUACUCGUUGCAAAAAUAUAUUAGUAACUAUUCUUUGCAA
Molecule: messenger RNA, 1168 nt
Organism: Brassica napus (rape)
Lineage: Eukaryota; Viridiplantae; Streptophyta; Magnoliopsida; Brassicales; Brassicaceae
Product: leukocyte receptor cluster member 1
Exons: 3
Coding region: 167-928 (253 amino acids)
Source: RefSeq, a predicted model, not a curated record